Zonotrichia leucophrys gambelii is the source of this 1953-nucleotide messenger RNA. RefSeq names its product DAZ associated protein 2 (gene DAZAP2). The record is from RefSeq and is a predicted model, not a curated record. NCBI's taxonomy places the organism in Eukaryota, Metazoa, Chordata, Aves, Passeriformes, Passerellidae. The coding region runs from base 85 to 552 and encodes 155 amino acids. The transcript is spliced from 4 exons.
CCUCCCCCACGGGCCGCCCCCGCCUCCUCCUCCUCCUCCUCCUCCUCCUCGCUCCCCGCCGUGCCCGCGGGAGCCGCCGCCGCCAUGAACGGCAAAGGGCCGUUCCCAGCCCAGCCCCUGUUCCCGGCCCCCCCCGGGUACCCCCCGGCUCUGCCUCUGCUGCAGCCGCCCCCCUGCCCUGAGCCCGCCUACCCCGAGCUCUACCGCCUCAGCUUCGUCCCCCUGGGCGCUGCUGGUGUCCCCCCCGUGUCCCCAGCGUGCCCAGGUGCGUCCCUGUACCUGCCCCUGGCCCCGCCCCUGCCCCUGGGCUCCCCCGUGGCCUUCCUGCCCCUGGGCCAGGUGUACCCGGCAGGACCCGCCCUGCUGCUGGAGGGGGGCGUGGGCAGCGCGGCCAGGCUGGGCACAGGUGGCACCGCCGGCGUCCAGCCGCCGCCCGCCGGGUGCCCCCCGGUUGCCGCCCCGGUGCCGGUGCCGCCCGGAGCCGCCGUCCUGCUGCCCCCGCGCAAGGGGCGCGUCCCGGGGGGAAACGGGGGCGGCUUCGGCCUCUGGUGAGGGGGGGCCGGGGCUGGGGUCCCCCCCGUCAGCCCCUCCCCCCCGGUACCUGCCUGGGGACCCCAAAGGUGGGACGGCCCCCCCCCCCCCCACAGGUGACACAAGGGGGUGACAGCGGGGAGGGGUUUGGUCACUUGGGGGGUUCAUUCACAAAUAGGGGCGAGCUCAGCCCCGCCCUUUACUCAUUUAUAUGCAGCUCUAAUUAAUGAAUGGCCUAAUUAAGCCUUGGGGAAGGGUUUCCUCUUCUGCCACCCACAUCCCUCUGCUGGAGCCAUCCGGGGUUUUCUUCUUUUUGGGAAAGGUGGGUUUUGGGUAGGAAACAAAAAAAAAUCUCCUCCCCAGAGGCAAAAAAUCUCCCCAGAAGCAAAAUCUCCUCCCCAGAGGCAAAAUUCCCUUCCCAGAAGCAAAAUCGCUUUCCCAGAGCCAAAAAUCUCAUCCUCAGAGGCAAAAUUCCUUUCCCACAGGCAAAAUUCCCUCCCCAGAGGCAAAAAUCUUCCCCAGAGGCAAAAAUCUUCCCCCUACAGGGAAAAUCUCCUCCUUAGAGGCAAAAUUCCUUUUCCAGAGGCAAAACCUGAGCCCCUCCUGGCCUCCCCCGAGGUUUCCCCCUCACCCUCUCCCACCUUUUCCUCCAGGAACUCUGUCCUGGGGUUUUUUUGAACCCCCUCCCAGUAAUUUUGGAUUUUUUGCACUUCAGCUCCAAUCAAAGCCAUGAGCGGUGCCAGGGCCGCGCUGCCGCUCCCGUGGGAUCCUCCCCCUUCCAGCUAGAGCCGGGUUUAAUUAAUGCUUCAUUAGCAAACGCUUGGGUUUAACUCGAACCUGGUCUUUUAUCACCCGAAUUCCUUAAAUCCGAGAGGCUGUUUGCAUCUGUGCCGGGGUGGGAACUGUCAGGGAGCGCCCAAAUCCCUUGGGUUCCCUCUUUAGGGUCGGGAUGAUUUGGGGGUUAUCAAUGGGAUUAUCAAAGAAGUGUAAAUUGGUGGUUUAUGGAGGAAUUUUUUGUGAAUGGGAUGUUUGUAGAUGGAUUUUUAUGAAUGGGGUCGUUGUAAAUGGAUUUUUAUGAAUGGGGUGAUUGUAGGUGGGUUUUAUGAAUGGGGUAUUUGUGAAUGGGUUUAUCGAUGGGUUUAUCAAUGCAUUGAUAACCAAACCUCCACAAGCUUGGGAGGGACACUUCAGGGAUCCUCGGUCGGAUGUUGUUCUUCCUUUUGAUUGUUACUUGAUGAAGAAAGAGCUCAGAUUCGAUUUUAUUUUAUCUUAAAUAUUUCACUUUAAUCUGAAUCUGUGUUCUGUGUGUGUGUGACCAUCCCUGACUGUUCCCGAGCUCGGCUCUCGGACUCUCUGUGCUGCACUGAACUUGUGGAUUUUUAUACUAAAAACCAAAAAUAAAGAUUAUUUUGAAAAUUUAAA